Schistocerca nitens (vagrant locust) is the source of this 5340-nucleotide messenger RNA. RefSeq names its product methyltransferase-like 26. The record is from RefSeq and is a predicted model, not a curated record. NCBI's taxonomy places the organism in Eukaryota, Metazoa, Arthropoda, Insecta, Orthoptera, Acrididae. Bases 4052 to 4708 code for a protein of 218 amino acids. The transcript has 3 exons.
UUAAGUUAUAUUAAAGUGGUGUCACUCAAUUGUUCAAGGUAUUCACUAAUGAAAUGUCAUUACAAAGUACUGGGAGUGCCAAGGGAUGCAUGUGUAGAGGAGGAGAAAGAACUCAUGCGGUACAUACACCCUCAAGUGGCAUCUGGAUAAGAAUGCUGAUAAUGUGGUGGAAGCAAGGGAAGAGUUCCUGUUAGUGCAGCAAGCUUAGGAAGUUUUAGGUCAUCCUGUAUGAUCAGAACAGUGAAUAAAUUUUGAAGGGUGGUAGAGAUGGAGAUUACAAGGAUGAAAGCCUUGAUGUCUUUUAGUAUUUCACGUCGUCAUGUUUUAAAGGUUGCGGUGAUGAUGAAAACUGGUUUUAUAAAGUAUAUUGGAAAGUUUUUGAAAAAAUUGCAGCAGAAGAUACAGAAUCUGUCAGAAAGUAAGAUGAACAUACCAACAUUUGGAGAUUCCAACAGUAACUAUGAGGAUGUUGUCCAUCCAUUUUAUGCAUACUGGCAAAGUUACUCCACCAAGAAGCCAUAUGCUUGCCCGAAUGUAUUUGAUAUGAGUCAGGCGACAAACGUGUGUUUUGUGCAAUGUAAAAGGAAAAAAGAAGGUAAGGGACAAAACUCACAAGGCAAGAAAUGUUAAACAGUUAGCAUUUGUUUGAAAGAGAGAUAAACGUGUGAAGGCGCACAUGAAAUUUCUGAAACAAAAAUCGGAAGAUAAUGCUAGGAAAGCAAGAGUAUAGAAUCCAGCAAGUGAAGAACCAUGUCAAAGAAAUGCAAGAACUUGCUGGACCUCUUCAUGAUAUGAGUAUAUCCACAAUGGAGGAACUGAAUGUAAUUGAGGUGGAAGUAGCUACAGUGUUCGACGAGCGUCUUGAAGUAGUUGGUGGUGGUGAUGAUGACGGACUAUACUGUUGAGUUUGCCAAAAACUCAUCAAAUUAGAAACAUCUUCUGCAAAUUGUGGGAAUUCAAAAGAAGCAUAAGCAAAAUCUGGAGCUUACAAAAGAGCAAGGUAUGUUUCCAGAAACCGAUAAAAAGGGAGACGUGUAUCAGAAAAGUGGAGCCGGUGUAGUGGAUCCAAGCAAUAAGAUUUCUGCUGAUCAAUCUAGCACAAGUAGUUGUAACAAUGAUAGUGCCGAUGGUGGAAAUGAUACUGAUGGCGUAGGAAACGUGUAGAUAAGUGACAUGUCAGAAUUCUUUCCUCGAAAACGCAAAAAUUGCAGAAGGUAGCAGUGAUUACUGUGUUAGCAUUCCAGAUGCUGAAGAUAGUUUUAAAAAUGAUCACAUGUACGUAAAAGUAAGACACACAGGGAACUACUUGAAGACUGAAAGCUCUGAACUAAACAUACACAAUUUAAAACCUAAUACAAAAAAAUAAGUGUAUAGAAACAGAUACACAUCAUACAAAGAAAAAUAAUGAUAAAACUAAUGUAUUAAUAAGGGAUUCUGAUAAGACGUGUGACAUCUACAGGCUUUGAUGCUGAUAAUGAAAGUAUUUCUCGUGAGGUUGCAGCUAAAAAGAGGAAACAGUCAAACAAUUCCAAAAAUCGGUUAAUAAAGUGGAUUUUGCGACUCAGAAAAAUGAAGACUGUAUUAAUUCACAAAAUUCAAAGUGCGUUACUGUUGUUAAUGGUUCUAUUGAAGACAUAAAUUGUGAACAUCAUGACCAUAGUAAGAAGUGUUGCAGAGAAGCGUUCUAAAAAUUGGAAAAAGAAUGUUUAGUUAUUGGGUGUCGACAAAAAUAAAUACUAAUGAAUCAACAUUGAAAACUGAAAAAUAAAAAAUUUAAGAGACAGUCCAAAAGAUCUAAAAAGAAAACUGCUUUGCAAAGAUGUACUACUGGACAAAUCUGGGAGACUGACAAUAUACUAAUUUAGGAUACUGAAGAAUCAAGAGGAUUGUGGCAUGAAUAAAUGUUCCAAAACUGGGCCAAAAAAAAGUGUGUGUGUGAAUGAAGAUACUUCGUGAACCAGAAUUGUGAUGUAGGAACCUGUCAUGAUUUGAUGAAAUGAAUAUCUGAGACGUAUGCUAUUAAGAUAUUCCCUUCUGGGUAAUGGCUGUGUAUAGAUGUAGGUUUUUGUCUUUUGUGCUCAUUCUAUAGAACAAUAUCAAAAAACAGCUGAGUAUGAACAUUGUUUUUAGAAAAAUUGAUUGUAUUAUCCUUUCAGAUAUGCAAUAAAUAUCCAGUUGCAGUUUACAGGGCAUUUAUUUGAAAAUCUCUGCUUCCUUCAUUUGCAUAUCAGAGAAAAAAAAUACCAUAUACAGUUAAGACUACCUUUAGAUAAGAUGAGGUACAAAUUUUCAUCAAAGGUUGGUAAUUUUACUCUAUGCUUGUCCUAAAGGAUGAUCCCCAAAUGAUCUGUGGCCUGUGAAUUUAAUUUAGAACAGUGAUCAUUUUGACGACGAUGACGAUGACGAUGACGAUGACGACGACGAUGACGACGACGAUGACGACGACGAUGAUGACGACGAUGAUGAUGAUGAUAGGCACAGUGAUUUGGGUAAUGACAUUGAGGAUUUAUGAAAGUGCUAUUAUGGCUAUUCAGUUUUGUGGACAUAACUGUACUGUAAAAUUGGUGCAGUUGCGCAUGUCAUAAAGCAAAAGCCUCCUUCAGCAUAGUUACAGUUUUACCUGUAGAAACAUGUUGAAUAACAAGCUCAUAUGUACAGCUAACAAGUAUUGUUGGUUGUGUCGUGUGUUCAAACAGUUCAUACUGUAAUCAGCAUAAAUUUGUAAAGUGUGUGCCUAAUGAAGGAAAUGCGAAGGAAGAUUAAAGUUGUCAUAAAAUAGGCUAAAGAAUUGAAAAACUGUGCUGCAGCAAGGGCUUACAUUAUAACAGAAGAUGGUGAGAGAUUGGUGAAAGAAUCAAGAUGCUAUUUAAGAAAUGCCAAUGAAAAAGUGUUCUAUGAGGAGAGGAAUAGCUUGUUAGCCAGAUUUAUAAAAUAGUGUUGCAGGAUGGGUACAAGAAGAGGCAGAAUUGUUGCUACAAGAAACAUGAUUAGGGAUUAUGCAUUGAAGUGGGUGUGAGCCAAUCCAGAGCACAGCAAAACGUUUGAAACAGUAGGUUCGUGCAGUCAUUUCAUGAACAGAAAAAUCUGGUAAAAUGGCAGAAAGCGAGUAUUGUACAGAAAUUACUGAAAGAUCUUGACUGUAAAGUUGAGUUAUAAGUUUAUUUAUAUGAGUCGACAUUACAACUUUCCACUAUCCCAUACUGGAAAUAUGGCUGAAACUCCAGUGAACUUUGAUAUAAUAAACAAUAGAACUGUGGAAACAAAAUGUGUAAAAACUGUUCAAAUCAGAAAUACAGGCCAUGAAAAGACCAUGACUACAGUAGUAUUAACACGUGUGUCAGACAGAACAAAGAUAAAGCUUAUGGUCAUUUUAAAGUGGAAAAACCAUUCCUAAAAUAAAAUUUCCACCAGGAAUUUUUGUACUAUGUCCCAAAAAGUGAUAGAGAAUAAUGGUGUAAAAUUGUUGGUAGAAAAUAUGUGGCAGAGGCAACCAGGUGCUCUAUGAAAUCAACAAAGUUUGCUUGUGCAGGAUAUUUUUCAGUCAUGUAACUAAGAAUACUAAAAACUACCUAACUUGAAGCAAUGCCGAGAUUGCUGUUACACUGUAUAUUUUGACUUCAAUGCUACAACCUAUAGACGUCUAUCUUAAUAAACCAUUCAAAGACCACAUGUGUGAACAAUGGAACAAUUUGAUGAUGAGCAGUGAAAAAUCAUACAUGACAAUUGGAGCUAUGUUGGGUGCUUCACGGAUGUUUUGUGUGAUUCCAUCAUAAAAUCAUGGGAAAAAUUGAAUGUGGAAACAGUGAUCAAAUUAUUCAAGAAAUGGGGGGGGGGGGAUAUCUAGUGCUAUGAAUAGCACUGAUUAUUUGUUAUGGGAUACUGAUUAUGAAGCAGAAAUAGAUUCAAAAGGUGCAGAAUGGGAGCCAUGUUGUGAGCUUGUCAACAAUGCAAAUGUGAGGAUGUUCUUCAGGAGCUGCAUUUUUAGCCAAUGAUUGUGGGGAUUUUGGAGUGUUUUAAAUGCAUUGGUUGAAGAUCCAUACGACAGACAGAAAUGGACCGCAUGUCAUGUGUUGGAUAUAAAUUGCACAGCCCUGCAGCUGAACGCAACAAAGAACCAAUUCUCGAGGUUUUAAUGCAGUACAUUUUUAACAACAAGGCAAAGGAAGAAGCUCUGACAGUACUGGAAAUAGCCUCGGGAACAGGCCAACACAUUGUGUAUUUUGCCCAUUAUUUUCCAGAUGUACAGUUUCAACCAUCUGAAUUUGAAGAAAGCUACAUAAGAAGUAUUGGAGCAUACAUUUCUGAGAGUGGUGUCCGCAAUGUGCGUGACCCAAUUGUAAUCGAUAUACGUACUCCAUAUAGUUUCUGGGCCUUUGGAGCAUUCACAGAAAAUUCUGUGUCUUUUGUUAUCAACAUCAAUAUGAUCCACACAACUGAAAGUGAAUGCACUGAACACCUAUUCAAGAAUGUACAGAAAAUUCUGAAACCUUGUGGUCUAUUAUUCCUGUAUGGGCCUUUUGCAUUUAAUGGAGUUAUAACUCCAGAGUCUAAUGUUAGCUUUAACCAGAGAUUAAGACAAGAGAAUCCUGCAUGGGGCCUAAGAGACGUAGAAGAUCUGAAUGUAUUGGGAUUUAAAUAUGGUUUGGCACUAAUAGCAGCACACGAUAUGCCAGCUAAUAAUCACAUGCUUGUGUGGAAGAAAAAGUAAUUUCAUUGGAGAGUGCUUUUCAUUAACAAAAUUUGUUCCAUUUUAUUUCAGUAUUAAUAAAUCAGAUGUUAAAGGUCAGUUUGGUUCUUAACAAUGCCAAUGUUGUUCCUGUGUAACAGUAUUAGCUGACGCUUAGUAGAAUGUUGUGCUCUUAAAAUAAGAUUGUGUAGUUGCUCGUAUGGUUAAUGGUUCGUGUUCUGUAAAGUCUGUGAUGUUUGAUUGAUUGUUUAAAAUUGUGAAGUAAUAGAAAUAUUUGUGCUUUAUAUAGGUACUAUAUAAUUUAUGCAGAUACUAUAACUGCAGGUUUUCAUUUGGUUUUGUGAAGCCAUCUUUGUAAAUGUCUGAGCAAAGUAGAAAAAGCUAAACUUUCGACUUUGUCAUUCAGUAGCAGAUAUUGACCUGACACUUAAAAUCCAUAAGAGAAACUGUCAUGAUACUUCUGAUACAUCUUCCAGACACAAUGCACUCAAAUCCCACUGAUAACAAAGAAUCAAAUAAUGAACUGCAUAAACUCUGUGUAGCCCACAGGAAAAGUUUUUCAGAUAUUUGCAUUCUUUGAGUCUAACUAUGAAACUUCUGAAUUUUCAAAUGAAACUGUAUCCUUUGAUCUCAAAUAAAUGUCUUUAUUGUGA